GGUUCAGUAUUUUUGUGUCCUCUCAUCAUGAAUUCCAUAAUAUUUCUGUGUGCAAUAAUCGCGUGUGCUGCAGCCAGGAAUAUAGCGCCCGGCGGGAGAGUAGCAGAAGGUAAAGAUGCUGUUCGUGGUGAGUUUCCUUACCAGGUGUCGAUUCAAAGAGUGUACACUAACCAGUAUAUGGCUUUCUGCGGUGGUGCAAUUUUAUCGCCUGACUACGUACUAAGUGCGGCGCAUUGUUUUGGGGAACCCGAUCAAACCUCCAACUACAGAGUGGUUGCCGGAAUACUCAACCUGAACGACGUCAACGUCGGCGAACAAAUCAGAAAUAUUAAGAAAAUAUCAAAUCACGAAUUGUAUCCCGGGAACGAUGUUGCCGCCCCGCAUGAUAUAGCAGUUGUGGAACUAUUGGACCCUCUGUCGUACAGCGCGACUAUAAAGCCUGCUCUACUUCCGGCACCUAACCAAGAAUACACCGGCCUUGCCACUCUUUCUGGUUGGGGUUCAACGGAAAAAUUGGUAGCACAGCCUAAUACACUGCAAUACGUCGAUUUGCCUGUGAUAAGCAUCGAAGAAUGUAACGACAACAUCAAUAAAGCCAUUUUCGGGACCAACCCUCUCGAUCUGGAAAACAACGUUUGCACCGGUUCAGCAGCGCAUGAAAUGGCUUGCAGUGGUGAUUCUGGAGGUCCUUUGGCGAUCAACGGUACCGUUAUUGGGGUCGUUUCUUGGGGAAUCAGCGGAUGUGGGACCGACCUCAACCCGCCAACUGUAUACGUCAAAGUCUCGAAAUACAUCGAUUGGAUUGGAGAACAUUCUAGCGGCGUUGUACCGUCUGCUUUGUAAAAUUUUAUAAACCAGUAAUAAAAAAAAUUUAGUUAUUAAUAAAAUGGUCUGAGGGGCAAUUUCAAAAAAGAUGCAAGAAGAGUUCAUAGAUUUCAUUGCGCUUAAACUUCAAACACAAAAUUUACGUCAAUUUUUAUUACUUUAAGAAUUAGCAUUAGUGUAAUGUGAGUGGCGUGACUAGCCCUUUAAAAUAAUCUCCUAUUUGGGUAGUCACAUAAAGUAAAAUGGUUUAAGACCAAUCCAUGCCAUUUACAUUGCACGUAUUUAAUACACUGCCAAAGUAAUGUUGUGUAUUUUCGUUACUUUCGAACUAAUACCUACACGCACGGGACCAAUAUAAGCGCAUAAUGAAUUUA
Messenger RNA from Cylas formicarius (sweet potato weevil), 1199 nucleotides. RefSeq names its product trypsin-1-like. Gene Ontology annotation, biological process: proteolysis. Lineage: Eukaryota; Metazoa; Arthropoda; Insecta; Coleoptera; Brentidae. Gene Ontology annotation, molecular function: serine-type endopeptidase activity. The transcript has 4 exons. Bases 28 to 843 code for a protein of 271 amino acids. The record is from RefSeq and is a predicted model, not a curated record.